Messenger RNA from Chara braunii, 3258 nucleotides. NCBI's taxonomy places the organism in Eukaryota, Viridiplantae, Streptophyta, Charophyceae, Charales, Characeae. The record is from the annotation of a GenBank genome assembly.
GGUUAUCACGCAACAGGGACAGCGGUCGCGACGGCCCGACGGGCAGGGAAAGCUCGUCCGCCAUCGCUAUUUCCUCGCUCUCUCUCUGGGACGGACUAUCGGACAUCUUCUUCGUGUUGUUGUCGUGAUUUGCACGAUGAGAAGGUGAGUGGUAAGAGCGGGAAGACAGAGGAAGGCAAGGCGGUCGUGCGGCACAAUAUCUAUUCUUUUGAGCGACGCGGCGGACAGAGUCAACGGGUCGUCGGGACACGUGGGUGGUGAGACGGCGCUGAGGCGGUGGAGGAAGCCGCGCCAUGGCAGCCGUUUCGGCGGCAAGGGGAGUGGGUUGCGCCACCGCGGUCGCAACAAGGCAACGCGCCGUCGCAGGGGCAGUGGCGGAACGACCAGGCGGCGCGGCCACGUGUCUCCCCUUGGGAUUAGCGAAAGCCGACCUAACGAGGCGGGGGGGAUGGCGGGCGCGGACGGCGCAGCUUGGUGCCCUGCACGGCGAGCUCGUCUCCUCCACACAUUUGCUGGCGGCCACCGCGCUUCCGAGAUCACGGAGGCGGGUUGCCAGCGGCGGCAGUGAGCGCAGCAGCCAUGCGGGCGCAGUCGGGAUGCCGGCGGAGGUUCGCUGCAGCGUGUCCGCCGAAAGACCCCCCUCUCAACCCCGCUUCAUCCAGCACAAACAGGAGGCUUUCUGGUUCUACCGCUUUCUCUCCAUUGUGUAUGAUCACAUCGUUAAUCCUGGGCAUUGGACAGAAGACAUGAGGGAGGAGGCGUUGGAGCCGGCCGACCUUAGCGAUCGGGAGUUGAAGGUGGUGGACGUAGGGGGAGGAACGGGAUUCUGCACGCUGGGAAUAGUGAAACACGUGGAUGGGAAGAACGUGACGUUACUCGACCAGUCGCCGCAUCAGCUGGAAAAAGCGCGCCAAAAGAAGGAGCUUGCUGACGUCACCAUAAUUGAGGGUGAUGCGGAGGAGCUUCCCUUUGCCACAGAUUAUGCCGAUCGCUACGUAUCGGCGGGCAGCAUUGAGUACUGGCCAGAUCCCCAGAGGGGAAUUGCGGAAGCCUAUCGUGUCGUAAAGAAGGGAGGGAAGGCAUGUAUCAUUGGACCCGUGCACCCGACACAUCCUGUUUCCAGGUUCAUGGCAGAUACGUGGAUGCUGUUUCCCAAGGAGGAGGAGUACGUUGAAUGGUUCACCAAGGCUGGGUUCAAAGAUGUCCAGCUUAAGAGGAUAGGACCGAAAUGGUAUCGAGGAUGCAGAAAGCAUGGAUUAAUCAUGGGGUGCUCGGUAACAGGAGUGAAGGAGGCUGACGGUGAGUCCCCCUUGAAAUUGGGACCCAAGGCAGAGGAACUCAAGAGGCCCAUGAACAUUCCGAAAUUCCUGUUCCAAUUUAUCCUCGGCACAAUGGCCGGAAUUUACUAUGCACUUCUGCCUAUCUACAUGUGGCUUAAGGACCAACUCCUUCCCAAAAGCUGGAGCUUUGACUGAUCCUUCCAUGACCCACGCUCUCUCUCUCUCCCUCGCUCUCUGUGUGCAUUGAGAGAGAGAGAGAGAGAGAGAGAGAGAGAGAGAGAGAGAGAGAGAGAGAGAGAGAGAGAGAGAGAGAGAGGAGGAAGAUUGGCAGGUAGAGGUGGGGUGAAAGGGAUCCAUGUCCUGCGGAGCUGGGAUUUGUGUAGAAAUUUUGCUGGUCUUUCAAGUUUGAUAUUUAUUGGAAAUGGCCCAGAAAAAAAAAUAAAACUUGGCAAUGGCGCAUAUCAUAUAUAUGUUCAGCCAAAUAGCUCAAAGAAAGUUCUGAUCAAGUCACAGAGCAGGGAGCCUGCAGCCGCAAGAGCAGGAGAUCGUAGGGGUGAUGAUGAGGUGAGGUAGGCUUUUUGCGUCCUUGACAUGGGCUGGACAUGACUUGCAGCACAAGCUGCAGAUUCUAAAGUUAUUUUAUUCUGUUCAUCUGAUAGCAUCUGGAUUCGAACUUGCAUCUGUAUUGGUGCUGGUGAGAGAUAAGAUGUGCUUGCUUCCUUCAAGUUGGCAGAAUGGGCUGGGAACUUGCAGCAGCAGGUGUUUGUUAUUCUCUCCAGUGACAGAGAGUAAUAGCAGAGAAAGGAAAUGAACGCUGCAGCCCUGCGCUGUCUUUUCUUCUCGCAUGCAGUGUGGGGUGAUGACCAUCCUCAGCUGAGAAGAAGAGAAUUUCCAAGGGAGUGUGUGUGUGCUGUGGCAUAUAAUAUGUGCCAUUGUGCUGGGACACGUAGCCCGGCACCAUGAUGCGUCCUAGCGCAGUCCGUCCUUAGGCUAGCUAGCACGCGUGCUUGGGAUAUACUAUCUGACCCCUAAAGGUCCCGGUCAAUCCAAUGGUAUGUGAACUUUAUACAUGCAAGUACUGUCAGGUCUGGUAGCAUUUUGCCAUACCCCUAGUCCCAUGGCAUUUUGCCAUACCCCAAUAGACCCCUGUAAAGCGGUUAACCUUUAUAGACCCUUGUCAGACCCUAAUCCGGCCUUUUUGUUCUACCUUUGUCAGACCCUUGUCGACCCCUCUAGAACCUUCUGGGACUCCCUAGGCCUUAGCAAACCCCUCUGGGCGCCUGGUCGACUUGGAACCGACACUUGUCAGACGGUUGUUAGCCCUUUGCAGACCCUUACAUAAGGCCCUGCACAUGCUUGUCAGAACCCUUUCCCUGCUUGCCAGACCUUCUGAAAACUUGCCCUCAGAGUGUUUGGUUCGGCGACUUGUUAUACUCGAGGAUCUGAUGAAUUCCGCUGUCCGAGAUUGAGCGCAGCAGUUGUUUCUCUUGCUGCCACCCAAUGCAUUUAAAACUGCCUCUCUUGCUGCCACCCAAUGCAUUUAAAACUGCCUGUGAAUCUACCACUCUCUGGAGUACCCUCCCUGGCUCCCUGAUUCCCUCCCUCCCUCCCUCCCUCCCUGUGUCGUCGAAUAGUAGGUUAUUCUGCUGCUGUGUCAUUCCUUACACCGUCAGGCUGAGACAGUAAGGAGAGGGUGAAACUGCGUAGUUGUGCUGGUCUUUAUUUGCUGUCAGGUAGUAGUACAUAGACUUUGAUUGUCAAGAUAGACACCUCCUCGUACCAUAUGAUAGAAUGGGGAACUUUUUCACUUCGGUGAGUCCCCUCUUAACUUAUCAAGCGUUUCAGUAUAAAUAAAUCUGUUUCAACUAUUUUUAGCUCACAGUGAGCAGUGCCCACAUGGAAACGGCAUGGCUAUCCCCCUGAAACCUCCACCACUUCUACUGCUCCCUGGGUUUUGGUAUGCUAGAUCAUUAACAGC